GGGAGCUGCAAAUAAGUAUUUGAACACCUGUCUAUCAGCUAGGAUUCUGACCCUCAAAGACCUGUUAUUCCGCCUUUAAAAGUCCACCUCCAUUCCAUGUAUUAUCCUGAAUCAGAUGUACCUGUGUGAGAUCGUUAGCUGCAUAAAGACACCUGUCCACUCCAUAUAAUCAGUAAGACUCGAACUUGUAACAUGACCAAGGCCAAAAGCUGUCCAAAGACACCAGAGACAAAAAUGUACAACUCCACAUGGCUGGAAAGGGCUACGGAGAAAUUGCCAAGCAGCUUGGUUAAAAAAAGUUCACUGUUGGAGCAAUCAUUAGAAAAUGGAAGAUGCUAAACAUGAUGGUCAAUCUCAAUCGGAGUGGCUCCCCAUGCAAGUUAUCACCUCGUGGUCUCACUGAUCCUUAGAAAGGUGAGGAAUCACCCCAGGACUACACGAUAGAACUUGGUCAAUGACCUGAAAAGAACUGGGACCACCGUUUCCAAGGUGACUGUUGGUAAUACACCAAGACGUCAAAGUUUGAAAUCAUGCAUGGGACGGAAAGUUCCCCUGCUUAAACAAGCAUAUGUCAAGGCCCAUCUUAAGUUUGCCAAUGACCAUUUGGAUGAUACAGAGGAGUCAUAGGAGAAGGUUUUGUGGUCAGAUGAGACCAAAAUUGAACUUUUUGGUCAUAAUUCCACUAACUGUGUUUGGAGGAAGAUGAAUGAUGAGUUCCAUCCUAAGAACACCAUCCCUACUGUGAUACUACUGUGCUAGAAUCAUGCUUUGGGGGUGUUUUUCCUGCGCAUGGGACAGGACGACAUGGGAGACGAUGACUGCGGCCCUGUAUUGUGAGAUUUUGGGGAAGAACCUCUUUCCCUCAGUCAGAGCAUUGAAGAUGGGUCGUGGCUGGGUCUUUCAACAUGACAAUAACCCGAAGCACACACCCAGGAAAACCAAGGAGUGGCUCCGUAAGAAGCAUAUCAAGGUUCUGCCGUGGCCUAGCCAGUCUCCAGACCUAAACCCAAUAGAAAAUCUUUGGAGGGAGCUGAAACUCCGUGUUUUUCAGUGACAGCCCAGAAAUCUGUCUGAUCCAGAGAAGAUCUGUGUGGAGGAGUGGGCCAAAAUCCCUUCUGUAGUAUGUGCAAACCUGGUGAACAACUACAGGAAACGUUUGACCUCUGUAAUUGCAAACAAAGGUUACUGUACCAAAUAUUAACAUUGGUUUUCUCAGGUGUUCAACUACUUAUUUGCAGCUGUAUCACACAAAUAAAUGGUUAAAAAAUCAUACAUUGUGAUUUCUGGAUUUUUCUUUUUAGAUUAUCUCUCUUACGGUGAACAAGUUCCUAUAAUGAAAAUAUCACACCCCUCCAUGAUUCCUAAGUGGGAGAGUUUGCAAUAUAGCAGGGUGUUCAAAUACUCAUUUUCUUCACUGUAUCUAGUAGAUGUGUCCACAGUUUGCAGUUCUGAGGUUGGGGCUCAAAUCCAGGUUUCAUCUUUUCUCUGCUUCUUCCCAUGUACUGUAUGUUCCAAAAACAUGCAUAUUGUCCAAAUGCCACAUGUUCAAGGUGGAUCAGCUGGGAAAGGCUCCAACUCAAAGGUAACCCGGUGAUGCCAGAUAGCGUGAUACAAAUGUAACAAGAGUUUAUACAAAAUGUGUCACAUUUUGUGAAAGUAGACACGUUACAGUUAUUCCACCAUCCUUCCAUCCAUCCAUCCAUCCAUCCAUCCAUCCAUCCAUCCAUCCAUCCAUCCAUCCAUCCAUCUUCUACCUCUUAUCUGGGGUUGGGUCGCAGGGGCAGUAGCUUUUGCAGGACACCCAGACCUCCCUCACCCCAGCCACUUCAUCCAGCUCUUCCAGGGUGAUUCCGAGGAAUUCCCAGACCAGCCGAGAGAUGUAUUCUCUCCAGCAUGACCUGGGUCAUCCCCUGGGUCUCAUUCCAGUGAGACGUCCCCAGAACACCUCACCAGGGAUGCAUCCGAAUCAGAUGCCCCAGCCCUCUCAAUGUGGAGAAGCAGCGGCUCGACACUGAGCCCCUCCUAGAUGAAGGAGCUUCUCACAAUAUCUCUAAGGGAGAGCCCAGACACCAUGUGGAGGAAACUCAUUUUGCCUUCUUAUAUAUGAGAUCUUAUUCUUUCAGUCAUUAUCCACAGCUCGUGACCAUAGGUGAGGGUAGGAGUAAUUGAGAGCUUCACUCUGCACAAGCAAGUCCGGGACUGAACCCGGGACCUCAGAACUCUGCAGACUGGUGACGUAAGAUGGAAGCCGCAUACAAAGAACUUUAUCAGGAGUUUGUCCGCCUGAGAUCUCUUUGUCUUAGGCAGGCGGCUCUGUUACAUCGACUUAUGACCACCCUGCAGGAAGCCAAAGGUGCUUCCAAUGGAGACUUGACUGGCAAUUGUAUCCAAGAAAUCCCAGUGCAUUUCCAGGGAAACACAAUAAGCACCCACAACCCCGCAGCACCGUCUGACUUGUAUGCAUUCCUUCCAAAUGAGAACACAACUCAUCUCCUGGCUGAAGAUAUGUCCAAGCUCAGCAUGAAGCUGUCUUAUGGCAAAGCACAACAAAAGAUGUCAUUAGGACAGGACUCUUUAACAAAUAAAUUUCCCUGUGAUGCUCCCAGUGAACGUGGGAGCCACCACCAGAAGUCAACGAAGAUGUCUCAGUCAGACCGGCAGUUGCUUGGCUUCGACCUCCCGAGUCUUCCAGGCAGAUUGUUGAUGUCCGAUGUAACGCUGCAAUCUAACGUGUGCGACUUUUGCCAAGCCGUUUUUCCUGGAUACACAACGACCAAGGGGGAGUUCCUGCAACAUCUCCACAACCACAUCACUUAGUUGCCAUCGCCACGGACACGGCACGAAAGACGACCUUGGGUUUCCCAAUUCCCAAUUCAAUCUGCACACGUGUGAUUUAUCCAAAGCAUCGUAAAUAGAUUCAUAAAAACAGAGAAUUAUUACAUUUAUAAGGGCAAAAUCAAUCAUUGCUUUCAUGAAGCCUGAAUUAAGUAUAUAUGAUAACAUUCUUAACUGCCAUAUACUGGAAGUGUCAGGAGGAGUUGAUUAUGAUCAAAUAAAAGUAAAAUACAGCAAAACUACACAGCAACUGAAUAACUCUGACGGACACGGACUCAAUAGAGUGGGAACAUGAAGGUGUCUGUACAGCGAUGCUGUCACCCUCUGCUCUUUUAAAGAUAUUGCAACUGUUGGCAGGCGAAAUUAGAACAUCUUCAAGACUUUGUGCCUGCUUCGGGAAUUUACACUCAACACUGAUGCUUAUGAAAGUUAAAAAAAACAUUAUCUAUCUAUCUAUCUAUCUAUCUAUCUAUCUAUCUAUCUAUCUAUCUAUCUAUCUAUCUAUCUAUCUAUCUAUCUAUCUAUCUAUCUAUCUAUCUAUCUAUCUAUCUAUCUAUCUAUCUAUCUAUCUAUCUAUCUAUCUAUCUAUCUAUCUAUCUAUCUAUCUAUCUAUCUAUCUAUCUAUCUAUAUCUUUGUGCAUUAAAUAUGUGCUGAUUUGUAAGAUUAUAUUUAAGAUCAUCAGGUCAUUUUCAUUCUAAUUUUUGCCCGUUAUUCUUUCCACGACACACAAUCUCAAAAUAUAUAUACACUGUACAUAAAACCCUACAUACUUUGCAUAUUACUACGUGUAAACAGCAUUAACCAAAAUGAAAAAAGAAAAAGUUGCUACACAAUUUUGGUUGUUGAUCAAUCAUUGAAGCAAAAGUUGUAGUGAUAUAAUAAUAAUGAUGAUGAUAAUGAUAAUAACAAUCUUAUUAAUUUACUUUGUGUGAAUUCUGAACUUGUUUAGUUGAAAACAAAUCUAUUAUUCUGUUGUAUGAAUGGCAACAGAUGGAUACACAGGUAAAUUGCACCUUGCGCUAUCUUGUGGAAGUGCAUUUAAUUGUUCUGCCCCCACUUUACUAUAUUUCACAUAGACAAACGAACGAUGGAUCUAUCAAAGCUGCGUUUGGGAAUCACUGCGGUGAUGAAUCCUUUGCCUAAUGUAUUGGACUGAACAGAAUCUCACAGUGUGCUUUAAGAUUCAAAUGUUUUUAAGACUCAAACAGCAAUGAGCACCUCUAGGUUAUUGGAAUAGCAACACGAUUAAGAAAAACAAAACAAAACAAAACAAAACAAAACUGCGUGUGAUGGCGAUCUAGUUUUCACUGGUCAUCUGUCAGCUGCUCGGUGCUGCGUUGCUACGGAGGGAACACCAAGGCUAAGAAUAGCCUUCACAAAUGAAGGCGCUAAUUAACACUGCUGACAGCUGAUUGAUGACAACGUCUUCAUCUGCCUUCAUUCGCUUGCUCUCUUUCUUCUCAUAAUCGGAAAAUAAUUCAAUUUGGAUAUGACUGUCUUGUAUUGAAACAGAUUUAUUCAUUCAUUCUUUUUCAGAGCCGCUUAUCCUCAUGAGGGACGCAGGAGUGAUGGAGCCUAGCCCAGCUUUCAACGUGCAGGAGGCGGGGUAAACCCAGAACUGGUUGUCAGCCAAUCGCAGAGCUGAAAUAGAUUUGCUGUAUUUAAAUUCAUAUCGACUGUAUCUUAGUGAGUAGCACGUCUGCCUCAGAUUUCUGAAGUUCCUUAUCGGAAUAACAGCUUUUGGCUUCCCGUAAAUUCAAGACUAAAAAUUGUCAAUCAGUGUGAACAUUUGUUGGUAAUUUUGGGCGUUUUCACACACGGUGACGCCAUAACUUGCACAACCGCCAUAAUUGUCGUAUCAAAAAAGAACUGGAUGUGAUGUACACACGAAAACGUGGAUGGAAAGGAGAAACGUUCAAGAACUUUUGCAGGUACACUAAAACACUUUUACGUGUUGAUGUGGCUUGAAUCUGUUUUAAAGUGAAUUUUAAAAAAAAUCAAAAGAAAAUCACAGGUCAUGACAAAAGCCACAGUUAUAGUAUAUGAUAUUCAUAUACUUGUUUAAUAAUGUUGACAUCAGUGAGUCACCUUGAUAUUUGAUUUAUUCUAGAACUUUAGCUAUGUUAGUUGUUUAUGUAGUGAAGUAAUGCAGAUUUAGAGAGUUGGCGUGAUAUUAGCUGUUCGCAAUUUAUUGGCGGCUCCUUUAGAAUAGCAUGCAGUAGAAUACGAGGAUGCUUCUGGAAAAGUAUAGAGAAGGUCAGAAGGAGCUACAUGGUGUUUUUCUAGACCUAGAGAACGUGUGGCGGAGAAAUAUGUUAGAAUAGUACAGGACAAGUAUGAGGACAGCAGAACAGCAAUGAGAUAUGCCGUAGGUGUGUCAGAAGAAUUUAAGGUGGAGGAGGGACUCCAUCGGGGAUCCACACUGAGCCCCGUCCUGUUUGUGGUAGUAAUAGAUAGCCUGACAGAUGAGGUUAGAAUGGUAUCCCCUUGAACCAUGAUGUUUGUAGAUGAUAUUGUGAUAUGCAGUAAAACCAUGGAGCAGGUGGAGGAAAAAAGAUGGAGGCAUGCACUGGAAAGGAGAGGAAUGAACAUUAGCCAAAGUAUAACAGAAUAUAUGUGCGUGAAUGAGAGUUGCGGAGGAGAAGGAGUGAAGCUCCAGGGAGAAAAGAUAGCGAGAGUGGACGACUUCAAGUACUUGGGGUCAACAAUACAGAGCAAUGGUGAGUGUGGUAAGGAAGUAGAGAAACAGGUCCAAGCCGGAUGGAACAGUUGGCGGAAGUCGUCUGGUGUUCUAUGUGACAGAAGAGUCUCCGCUAGGAUGAAGAGCAAAGUUUAUAAAACAGUGGUGCGGCUAGCCAUGAUGUACGGAUUAGAGACGGUGGCACUGAAGAAACAACAGGAAGCGGAACUGGAGGUGGCACAAAUGAAGAUGUUGAGGUUCUCACUUGGACUGAACAGGUUGGAUAGGAUGAGAAAUUAGCUCAUUAGAGGGACAGCCAAAGUUAGAUGUUUUGGUGACAAGGUUAGAAAGAGCAGACUUCGAUGGUUUGGACAUGUUCAGAGGCGGGAGGGUGAGUGUUUUGGUAGAUGGGUGUUGAGGAUGGAGCUGCCAGGCAAAAGAGCGAGAGGAAGACCAAAGAAAAGGUUGAUUGUUGUUGAUGUUGAGGGAAUUCAUGAGGACAGUGGGUGUUAGAGAGGAAGAUGCACGAGAUAGGCUUAGAUGGAAAAAGAUGACAUGCUGUGGCGACCCCUCACGGGACAAGCUGAAAAAGUAAAGAAGAAAAAGAAUAUGCAUAACAUGGUAGUUUGCUGCCUUUGUGUGUGGAGUUUGAAAAUCCUCCCCAUAUUUGCGUGUAUUUUCUUUGGGUACUCUUGCUUCCUCCCCCUUUCCGAAAUAGACGUUAACGUUCAAUUAAGACUCCAAAAUGCCCAUGCAUGAGAAUGUGAGUAUGAAUAUAUGUUUGUCUAUACAGCACGCGGCCUGUGAUUAGCUGGCGACCAGUCCAGGGUUUACCCCACCCUUCACUCAAAAGUCAACUCGGAUAGGCGGCAUCUCCCUUGCAACCUUAAUCAGAACAAACGGUGGAAAAUUUUUUAUUCAUGAACAGAUGGAAAAUUAAUCAAAUUUGUUUGACAGAAAAGAACGUUUAAAUGUGACUUUAAAAAAGGUACGGUAAAGUUACUAAACGGAUUUUGCAUCGGAUUAUUUUAUUUUGUCAACAGAACUACAGUCCUAAUCUAAGUUUUCCACAUAUGCUACUGUGUGUGUUGAAAGGAUGUCUCCAUCCAUCAAGCGUGUGAGUUAUGGUGUUAUCGUCAUGAGUCACAGUUUGCAGGAGAGCAACGGCACAGCAAGGAGGAUGACAGCAGAGGUGUUGCAGCUGCUUUGUCGCAACUCCUGCAACAGGCCAAGUUAUAGAAAUGAAAAUUCUGCCUUUGUGUGCCUGAACGCAGACACAAAGGCUAAUAAAAAAAAAAAAAUGUGGCAAGGGCUUUGAGUCAUAACAAGUCAUUCAUCUCCAUGUCAAAAUCUGUAUUGAUAUAUUUUAAAACUAUAAAAUCUCACCUUCAAUCUUAGUUCAAAACGUGUUAGCGUGUAAUAUUGUUCUGAUGAGGCAUAUUCUGCACAACACAACAAAUAUACAUUCUGUAUAUAAAUGAAAGUUAACUCAUCAAACGCAAUUUCAACGCCAAAAAACUAACUUGUUUAUGAGUUGAGUUGAAAAGAUUAAAACUGUAUAAAAGAUAAAUAAAAAAAAUCAAGAGAACAACUACAGUAUGACAAAAGCAUAUCAUGUGUAUAUACAAAUAAUAAUAAUAAUAAAUCAAGAUCAAAUCUGUUUAUAUAUUGCAUUUUAUGUCUGACAGGAGACGUGUGAACAUUACUUAUGUAUUUUUCUCCAUGAGUUUUUUCUGAAAAUGAAGACCAGCAAAUUCUUCUUCUUCUAUAUUUGUAAAUAAAACUUUUUUUCUUGCAGUGAUUGAAAAGGGG
Syngnathoides biaculeatus (alligator pipefish) is the source of this 7328-nucleotide messenger RNA. RefSeq lists its product as uncharacterized. The transcript has 4 exons. NCBI's taxonomy places the organism in Eukaryota, Metazoa, Chordata, Actinopteri, Syngnathiformes, Syngnathidae. The coding region runs from base 2242 to 2817 and encodes 191 amino acids. The record is from RefSeq and is a predicted model, not a curated record.